This is a messenger RNA of Condylostylus longicornis, 1719 nucleotides long. RefSeq lists its product as uncharacterized. The transcript has 4 exons. The record is from RefSeq and is a predicted model, not a curated record. Gene Ontology annotation, biological process: DNA repair. Gene Ontology annotation, molecular function: double-stranded DNA binding; ATP-dependent polydeoxyribonucleotide 5'-hydroxyl-kinase activity; polynucleotide 3'-phosphatase activity. NCBI's taxonomy places the organism in Eukaryota, Metazoa, Arthropoda, Insecta, Diptera, Dolichopodidae. The coding region runs from base 172 to 1719 and encodes 515 amino acids.
AAUCAUAUAUCUUUUUGAACAUUCGUGUUUAUUCUUCAACCGGGUUAAAGAUCAUGAUAUCAUACAGAUGCAAUAUCUAAAUAAGAGGUUCUCCUAACUUAACAUAAACAGAAAUUAGUACAAUUAGUUUUUAGAUUUUUGAAAUAUAAAGGAAAUAUAAAGAAUUGUAAUAUGUCAAUAGAUAAAUUUUUUGGAGCCAAAGUUAAACGAAAAUGCUUGUUAAAAAGCUUAAGUGAAAAUCACAAUAGUAUUGUGCUUACAGAAGGGAAAAAUAUUAUUGGCCGUUCACGAGAAACGCAAAUUGCAGAUGCAUUCUGCUCUAAGAACCAAUUAAAUUUGGACGUUGACUUAGAUGAAUGUUGUGUAAAUAUUUUUGUUAACGGAGCAAACGCUAGUGGUUUGAAUGGGUUUAUGAUAGAAAAUGGUAAAAAUGUUAAGGCUGUGCAUGGAGAUAUUAUUGAAGUUUUAUACGGAAAAUAUAAUUAUAAAAUAGACUUUGAACCUCCUCCUGACACAAGUAAAAGCAAAGAUUCGUCAAUAAAGGAUACAUUAAAUUCCGAAGCAAUCAGUAACUUUUGGGAAUGUAUUGAUAAUAACGACUUGGUUGUAUACACGAGCUCGUAUUCCGUACCAUCAGAAAAAGUAGCUGGAUACGAUCUAGAUUGGACUAUUGUUAAAACCAAAUCUGGAAAUGUUUUUCCAAAGGAUACAAAUGAUUGGGAAAUUAUGUUGCCAGAAAUCCCAAAGAAGUUAAAACUUUUGGUACAAGAUGGAUUUAAAAUUUGCAUUUUCACAAAUCAAUCGGGUAUAGGCAAAGGAAAUUUUCCGUUAGAGGAUUUUAAAAAGAAAAUAGAGGCUGUACAGAACAGAUUGAACAUUCCUCUUCAAGUGUUUAUUGCGACUGGAAGAGGAAUUUUUAGGAAACCAUUACCAGGAAUGUGGAACUACUUACAAGAUCAUAAAAAUGGUGGUGUUGAAAUUUCUAAAGAAAGAAGUUUUUAUGUUGGCGAUGCGGCUGGCCGUCCUGAAACAAAAUUACCAGUAAAACGAAAAAGAGAUCAUUCCUGCGUUGACAGAUUAUUCGCUUUUAACAUUGGAGUUUCUUUCUUUACGCCAGAAGAGCAUUUUCAGGGAAAGAAAAAGUUCGAAUGGGUUGCACCCGAAUAUAAUCCAAAAACUAAAAUAGAUUCCUCAAAUCUUUAUGAGCCAAAGACAACUCAGGUUCCUUCUGAAAAUUGUGAAAUCAUAAUUAUGGUAGGGCUUCCUGGUUCUGGUAAAAGCACAUUUUCAAAUGAAUAUUUAGAACCAGCCGGUUAUAAGAUAAUUAAUGCAGAUAUUUUGGGAAAUGUACAAAAAUGCCUAUAUGAAUGUGAAGAAAGUAUUAAGUUAAAAAAAAGUUGUGCUAUUGAUAACACCAAUAUUGACCUAGAAUCAAGAAAAAAAUUUAUAAAUUUAGCCAGAAAAUACGAUGUUGAUUGCAGAUGCUUUAUAAUGAACACAAGUUUUGCACACAUAAAACAUAAUUUGGUGUUUAGAGUAUUAACCGACAAAGAUCACUCAAAAAUUAAUGAAAUGAUACUUAAUGCGAUGAAAAAGAAAUUUGUCGAACCCUCCCUUACAGAAGGCUUUAAAGAAAUUGUGAAAGUUAAUAUAGUCGAUGGAAUCAUAAAGGAUCCUGAGCAACAAAAUUUAUAUAAUAUGUAUCUUACCGAGAAAUAA